CAAUGUCUUACAAGGUCACUUUGGAAUACCGUCAAAAUUGUAGUUCCUAUGAUCAAGAGAAUUUACGAGGUGAAGAUGAGACACAAGACAUCAGUUGAGUUGGCAAAACAAGUUUUAACGGCGAUGUCUCAAAUGAAGACAACUGAGAUCCCUGAUUUUUUCCUGGAAAAGGGGCCGCGGAGGAACCCACUGGCUCAAGCUACAGCCAAGGGAAAUAGUGAAAUCGUGAAGCUAUGUAUUCAAUAUUUUCCGAAACUUUUUGUGAAUUCGCCUUCUUGGAAGAGUUUGAUCACUUGUGCGAUCGAGUAUCGCCAAGAAAGGAUUCUCAACCUCUUUUUGAAAUUAAGCUCGACCGCUGAGUUGUCAUUAGUCCUGGGGCCUACAUGGGCCGAUUCAGAAAAUAUGAUUAAAGCAGCAGCAUCGUACUACCCUAGUUUUGAUGCUAAGACUAAGGUGGCCGGUGCAGCUUUUCGAAUGCAAAGAGAAAUCCAAUGGUACGAGGUUGUUCAAAGCUGCAUUGUCCCUAGCAUGAGAACCGCCUACAUCGGGAGAAGCACCGACGAUAGGGCGGAAUCAUAUUGGACUAGAUUUGUGGAGAACCACCAAAACUUGCUUGAGAAUGGGGAGAAAUGGAUAAAGGACACAUCAAAUUCGUGUAUGCUCGUCUCAACUCUAAUUGCCACAGUAUUGUUCGCUGCUGCAUUCACUAUACCUGGAGGCAAUGACAACAAUACUGGAGUACCCUUGUUGUUAGGACAGGACUCCCUCUUGGUUUUCGUAAUUUCAGAUUCGUUAGGUUUGUUCUCCUCCAUGACAACUAUCUUGCUAUUCCUAGCCAUCUUAACCUCGCGGUAUGAGGCACAAGAUUUUCUGUACUCAUUGCCUAAUAGCAUCAUUAUGGGCCUUGUUUUUCUCUUCCUCUCCUUGGCUUUCAUGCUGGUGGCCUUCGCGACAACUCUCACUAUUUUGCUGGAUAAGAGACUGGAGUGGGUUCUCAUUCCUAUUAUUUUGCUGACCUCUAUCCCCGUGGCUUUAUUCUUAGUACUACAGCUUCCCUUGCUAUACCAAAUGAUUAAAUCCACUUACGGACGAAGCAUCUUUCGUCCCGAGAGAAUUUGGUAGUGAGGUGUAAUUAUUGGACGUGAUCAUGUGAUUGACAAAUUUGAUUUGAGGUUGUAUGUCUUCAUUAUAAUUGGUUGUUUAGAGCAGGGCCAAUCCGAUACUGAAUGUAUUUCCUCAAAGUAUU
Eucalyptus grandis is the source of this 1246-nucleotide messenger RNA. RefSeq names its product ankyrin repeat-containing protein ITN1-like. The transcript is spliced from 3 exons. The coding region runs from base 49 to 1122 and encodes 357 amino acids. Lineage: Eukaryota; Viridiplantae; Streptophyta; Magnoliopsida; Myrtales; Myrtaceae. The record is from RefSeq and is a predicted model, not a curated record.